GGCCCUGGGGCCGCCGCGGCUCCUCUGCCCGGUCGCGCGGGAGGACAGGCUUCGAGUGGCGGCUUUGGUGGCCUGCGGAGGGACGCGCGGGCCACAACGCAGGCCCCGUGCCUGCCGCCUUCCCCCUCCUGCUAGCGCCGGGCCCGCGCCAUGGCCGCCUCGCCGGGCUCGGGCAGCGCCAACCCGCGGAAGUUCAGUGAGAAGAUCGCGCUGCACACGCAGCGGCAGGCCGAAGAGACGCGGGCCUUCGAGCAGCUCAUGACCGACCUCACCCUGUCGCGGGUUCAGUUUCAGAAGCUUCAGCAACUGCGCCUCACACAGUACCACGGAGGGUCCUUACCAAAUGUGAGCCAGCUACGUAGCAGUGCGUCGGAAUUUCAGGCCAACUCUUCUUUCCUGUCUCUGCAGCCGUCAUUUCAUCAAGCUGAUAACGUGAGGGGAACCCGCCAUCAUGGGCUGGUGGAGAGGCCGUCCAGGAACCGCUUCCACCCUCUUCAUCGGCGGUCUGGGGACAAGCCAGGACGACAAUUUGAUGGUAGUGCUUUUGGAACCAAUUACUCCUCACAGCCUCUGGAUGAGAGCUGGCCAAGGCAGCAGCCUCCUUGGAAAGACGAAAAGCACCCUGGGUUCAGACUAACAUCUGCACUUAGCAGGACCAAUUCUGAUUCUGCUCUUCACAAGAGUGCUCUGAGCACCAAGCCCCAGGACCCCUAUGGCGGAGGGGGCCAGUCGGUCUGGCCUACCCCAUAUAUGGGUUUCUGUGAUGGUGAAAAUGAUGGACAUGGGGAAGUUGCGUCUUUCCCUGGCCCAUUGAAAGAAGAGAAUCUGUUAAAUGUUCCCAAGUUACUGCCAAAACAGCUGUGGGAGACCAAGGAGAUUCAGUCCCUGUCGGGGCGUCCUCGAUCCUGUGAUGUUGGAGGUGGCAAUGCCUUUCCACAUAACGGUCAAAACAUGGGCCUCUCGCCCUUUCUGGGGACCCUGAACACUGGAGGGUCCUUGCCAGAUCUAACCAACCUCCAUUGCAUGGCACCCCUACCCACCUCCCUGAACACUGGUGACCACCUCUUUGGCAGUAUGAGCGUGGGGAACAGUGUGGGCAACCUCCCAGCUGCUAUGACUCACCUGGGCAUAAGGAGCUCCUCCGGUCUCCAGAGUUCUCGAAGUAAUCCCUCUAUCCAGGCCACGCUCAAUAAGACAGCACUUUCCUCUUCCCUAAAUAGCCACCCCCAGAAGUCUGUUCCCAAUGCCUCUGCCCUUCAUCCUUCACUCCGUCUGUUUUCCCUUAGCAACCCCUCUCUUUCCACCACAAACCUGAGCUGCCCCCCUCGGCGUAGGCAGCCUCCUGUCAGCCCUCUCACGCUUUCUCCUGGCCCUGAAGCACAUCAAGGUUUCAGCAGACAGCUCUCUUCAACCAGCCCGCUGAAUCCAUAUCCUGUCUCCCAGAUGAUGCCCUCAGAUCGCAGCACGCUUUCCUUCCUGCCCACAGAAGCUCAAGCCCAAGUGUCUCCACCACCCCCUUACCCCACGCCCCAGGAGCACCCCCAGCCUCUGCUACAGCAGCCCCCUGCCCAGGAGCCCCCUGCUCAGCCGCCCCAGGCAGCCUCUUCACUGCCUCAGCCAGACUUCCAGCUCAUCACAUCCCAGGGCUCGUCUUUGACCAGCUUCUUUCCAGAUGUGGGCUUUGACCAGCAGUCCAUGAGGCCAGGCCCGGCUUUUACUCAGCAGGUGCCUCUGGUGCAACAAGGUCACCGAGAACCACAGGACUCAUUUCAUUUGAGACCAAACCUGUAUUCCAACUGUGGGAAUUUCCCAAAUGCCAUCCUAACAGAAGACUCGAACACCAGCCUGUUCAGAGACCUCAGCAGUGCACUGGCAGGCAUGCCCGAGGUUGGCCUGAAUGUGGACAAUCCAUUUCCACUGGAAGAUGAGCUCCAAAUUGAACCCCUGAGCCUGGAUGGACUUAACAUGUUAAGUGACUCCAGCAUGGGCCUGCUUGACCCCUCUGUGGAAGAGACGUUUCGAGCUGACCGACUGUGAGCAGAACAGAGCAGAACAGAAGAAUUUUAUUUCUGAACCAGCCAAAAUAGAAUGGUAUAGAAUGGAGCCUGCUGUAUUCCUGGGAUUUAGUUAUCUCAGGCUUCUGACAUGGAACAAACCAAUCUCACGGCUCCAAGCUUUCAGAUGAGGUCCCAGCUCGUCCCCAUGGCUUCUAGACCACAGAGCUGCACACUGCUUCUUAGGCCCAUGGCACAGGUUGUGUUGCUGCAGUCAGGCUGCUUUGGAGCUUCAGAUGAACUUGACAGCUCUGCUCCAUGACCAUUAUGUCUUUUUACUGGCCAUCUAGUCAGCUGAUAUGCAAAAGUAGGAAAUAUCAUGGAAUGGAGGCCUUAGUAGCGUAGUGUAGUGCUAAGAACCACUGAUCUCGAUCAACACUGAAAAAAAAGGACAUGGAGUGGGAGGCAGUGAGGGGCCAUGGACCCGAGGGCUGGCUCAGCCUCGAGCAACGGUACACAGCACCACGACGCCUUCUCUGAGAUAACCAUGACUGACUGGGUGCUCACCAGCUGGGCAGAGCAGGGACAUUCCAGGGCAUAGCCAAGAACCAUGGCUCUCUCUGAUGCCUUAAUUCCAAUAUGAAGAAGAGCUUUUGCCACAAGUCCAAGAAUAGGCUUCAGUUUGGCAAACUGAAUGCUAACUUAUCUUCUCCAAGUUUGUAAUCUCUUUUCUGCUGCUUCAGUAUACCUUUUCCUUAUGGACAGAAGGAAAAGGAAGACCAUCCUAUUCAGUCACUGAAAAUGUCUCCUGGUAACCAAUGAGCCUGAAGAGAACAGGGCUUCUUCCUUGUGGCUGGGGAGAAAAGAGAGAGGGCCAAUAGGUAUCUCGCAAACACACGACAUUCUCCGGACAAGCUCCCUACACAUACAAGCCUCCUUACCUACAGACCAGCUAGAGGAAAAGGCUGGAGGUCUGAGUCAGAUCCACCCAGCAAUUGAGUUUCCCUCUCACUCCCCAGAGCUGUUUCUUGUGGAUUGGGAGUGGUAAUAUAACCCCUCUAGACCGUAAGCUCCUUGAGGGCAGGGACUGUGCCUUAUUCAUCAUUGAAUCCAUAGUACCCAACAAGUGCCUGGCACAGAGAAGGUGCUGCAUGAAUACAUGUUGAAUGAAUGAAUGAAUAAAUGAAUGAAUGAAUCUGCCUUGCUGCAAGGCAGUCUAAUCUUUGGAUAGCCCCACUCCCUGGCAAACCUUCUCAGAGCUCUAGCUUUUCUAACACUUGACCCUGUGAUUAAGCAUGCACUUUAAUAUGCUUUUGACACUAGGUGAUCAAAUGCAGAGUUAGACUGGGCACCCAGUUCUCCUCAAGGUUGUGCUCCAUGGUAGGUAGGUGGAAACUGUCUUCUGAGUGCAUCCAGAAUGGCUAAGUCAACUGAAGCUGCCCCCAGUGCUGAGAUCUGAAGGACCCUGGCCAGGCCUCCACCUCAAAAGAUCUUCCCUCAGAACCGUAUUUUGCUCUAAAUUGUUCAGAAAUUCAUUUUUUUUUCCUGAGGUUGAAGAAAUAGUCUAUAGUAAAAUGAAAGCUUAAUUUCUGAAAUUAUCAUUUAGUCAUUGGUACCUUAUAAAAUAGUUUUAUCAGAUUUCCACCAUUGGCUGUCUCCUCUGGCCACAGCCUAAGCUAAUUUAGAGCAGACUGGCCAGGAACAGGAAACAUGACAGGUGGGUUUGAAGGGCAGGGGGCAGGGGCAAGCCCCUGAGCACCUCAGUGGAGGGACCUGGGCACUGAGGGGAGGCUGAGGGCGUGACCAGGGGGAGGAGAGGAACACUGGAGGGGAAGGAAAAAUGCUGGAAUGUUCACCUACCUGGGAAGCCACUGCCCAGCCUAGGGACGGGAGUGUUGCUGAAGGUCACGGCCCUGCUCCCACCUGAGAAAGCCAGGCUGCUCUGGGGGGUGAGGGUGGGGGGAGUCUGACGCAUCUGCCCUUCAUGGCAAGAAGAGUCUUUGUCCCAGGAUCCUGAGCUGGGGACCCUCUCCAUUCCUCGUUCUGUUUUCUGUCUUCAGAGGAGUUGCCAGCAUCUCUGAUCUUUAAAAUAACCAUGGUGAUACUGGGCCACUCCCUCCUCAGGAACCUGUGUAUUCCCCUUCACAUUAGCCCCAGAUCCUUACAGUUGAAUUAGGAAAACAAACCAGACUCCUCCUUGCCUGAGCUCCAGCUCGGGAAGGGACUGUUGGCCUCGCCCCUUUCUGAUCCUUAUUCAUAGUUCAAUUUUCAGAUCACUGUAUACUCCAGAUCUCAGGGUGGGGUUACUUUUUGUUGAAGUAAAAGGGCCUUUCGUUGUAACUCAGUACCCAGUGUGCCGAAAGAAUCUGGCUCCUUGCUACAUUUCCUGUGUUAACGGUCCCGAAAUCUGAUCUGGCCUUUCAGGCAGGGAGUGGUGCUGAUCUAAGAGUUUUUGUUUUUUUUUUUGGAAAAAAAAAAAA
Choloepus didactylus (southern two-toed sloth) is the source of this 4474-nucleotide messenger RNA. It is a transcript of the gene CRTC3, whose product is annotated as CREB regulated transcription coactivator 3. Gene Ontology annotation, cellular component: nucleus; cytoplasm. NCBI's taxonomy places the organism in Eukaryota, Metazoa, Chordata, Mammalia, Pilosa, Megalonychidae. The coding region runs from base 151 to 2037 and encodes 628 amino acids. Gene Ontology annotation, biological process: protein homotetramerization; positive regulation of transcription by RNA polymerase II. The transcript has 15 exons. The record is from RefSeq and is a predicted model, not a curated record. Gene Ontology annotation, molecular function: cAMP response element binding protein binding.